AUGUCGAAGUCAACCGCCUCCAAACCCCGGAAAGGCAGAACCAGCACCGGUUCAAACCCCAAGAACUCUGCAGCUGCGGCUAAGAAGGGGAAGCCAAGCUCAUCGAAAAAGCAGCGCGACGCUGCGACGACUGGCACAGAGGCCCCUGCUGAGAGCCAGCAGACAGUGGAAGCUCAGCCCGCUGCUCUUGAGUUACGUAUUACACAGGCAGUACAGGAACUGACGAAGUACGUGAGCUCGAAGACCACGCCAGAGUCGGUGCUUAUCGACGAUAGCGAACUAACGGGGCAGUUGCAGCUCAUCGCUACGAGCGUGCGCGCGUACAGCAAGCCAGGCAACCUGAAGCCAACGCUCCUUGCUGUGAAGCACUCGCUAUUCAAGCCUUGGAAGAAGGCAAGCGCUACUGCUGUCAAAGACUUUAAAGUACUGCUAAUUAUGCGCGACCAAGACAUGGACAAGGUCUCUGACGACGCGCUAUACGAGUCAAUCGAGCAAGCGCACGGUAUCUGCAUUGACAAGGUAAUCUCUGGGCACGACCUAAAGACCACGUACAAGGCGUUCGAGAAGCGCCGCGCGCUGCUCUCGGAGUUUUCGCUGGUGCUUGCCGACGACGCCAUCGUGUCCGCUUUGCCAAAGCUGCUUGGCUCGAAGGCCUACGAAAAGAUCCAGACGACCCCCGUACCUAUUCGCACCGGGAAAGCUGGUGUCUUCAGCAUGACCACGCUGGCUAAUAGCGUCCGUCGCAUCUUCAACGAGCGUCUGCCCGUGCUACUUCCUUCCGGUGUAACGCUCAACGUACACAUUGGGCAUCUGGACUGGUUUACUCCGGAGGAGCUGACUGCCAACGUUGCGUCGCUGGCCUCUCAGCUGAUUGCGGCACACCCCAUCCGCUCGCUUUACCUGAAGUCCAACAACUCCCCCGCCCUCCCACUCUACUACAGCCCUGCUGCCCUGCAGGAUGCGACUGCUGCUGCGGCCGCCGCCCAUGUUGCUGGCUCGUCUGGUACCGUCUCCAUUGACGGCGUCGAUUUGCCUCUGUCGUCCUUUGACCGUGCUCUAGCCCAGAUUGCGAACCCAGACGAGCUGCCUGUUGUCUUCGCAAAGCAGAUUGCGCGCGCCAAGCGCUCGCAGGAAAACCUGCCCGAAUUGGGCUCUGCAAACAAGCGCAGCAAACAGUGA
This is a messenger RNA of Eremothecium gossypii ATCC 10895, 1179 nucleotides long. It is a transcript of the gene CIC1, whose product is annotated as Cic1p. The record is from RefSeq and is marked provisional. NCBI's taxonomy places the organism in Eukaryota, Fungi, Ascomycota, Saccharomycetes, Saccharomycetales, Saccharomycetaceae. The transcript has a single exon. Bases 1 to 1179 code for a protein of 392 amino acids.